Molecule: messenger RNA, 2142 nt
Organism: Camellia sinensis
Lineage: Eukaryota; Viridiplantae; Streptophyta; Magnoliopsida; Ericales; Theaceae
Product: alpha/beta-Hydrolases superfamily protein
Source: RefSeq, a predicted model, not a curated record
UCGCUUUUUGUUCGCAGAAAUAGAGAGAGAGAGAGUUGCUUCUUUCGAGCUAAUUGGGAGGAGGAAACAAUACAAAGAAAGAGAGAGAGCUCUCAUCAACUCACUCAUUUCAUUCCAUCUUCCUGAUCUCGGCGUCACUGCCUUCUCCCUCUCUCUCUCUCUCUCUCUCUAUCACACUCGCAAACACAUUUCCAGUCUACUUUCUUCUGGGUAUGGUGAUAUCUUGAAAUCACCAAACAAGCCUCAAUCAUAUUCCAGUUUCUCUGAUUCCUCUCAUUGUUUGCCAGAUGGAGGACCUGGAGACUCAGAGAAAUGACCCAUUUUUAAAGGUAAGGACUGAGAAUUGAAUUCCAGCCUCCCAGGGGCGCUCUACUCUUGUUGAUCUUUCAUCGGGCGAGGUGGGUUUUAAGCUCUAUCUGGGUGCAAGAUGAUAGAUCAAUUCAUCAAUUUUGUCAUUCGGCCGCCCAGGGCGGAUUAUAAUCCAGAUCAGUAUUUAUGGGAAAAGGAUUUUACUCUCGCGGGCAGAAAAUACAAAAGACAGGACCUUGAGCUAAGGAAUCAAAGAGGCCACACCUUGCAGUGCAGUCAUUAUGUGCCUUCACCUUUCCCGGAGGACACUCCUCUACCUUGUGUUAUAUACUGCCAUGGAAACAGUGGAUGCAGGGCUGAUGCAAAUGAGGCUGCUGUAAUUCUUCUUCCAUCCAAUAUUACUGUAUUUACUCUUGAUUUUUCGGGUUCUGGCUUAUCUGAUGGUGAUUAUGUGAGCCUUGGUUGGCAUGAGAAAGAUGAUCUCAAGGUUGUGGUGUCUUAUUUGAGAAGCAAUGAACAAAUAUCGUGCAUCGGUCUUUGGGGACGUUCUAUGGGUGCAGUCACUAGUCUUCUUUAUGGAGCAGAAGACCCAUCUAUAGCUGGAAUGGUGUUGGACAGUGCCUUCUCAAACUUAUUUGAUCUCAUGAUGGAACUUGUGGAUGUGUACAAAAUCCGGCUUCCAAAAUUUACAGUUAAGGUUGCAGUACAGUACAUGCGGCGGGUAAUUCAAAAGAAGGCAAACUUUGAUAUUAUGGACCUUAAUUGUAUACAGGUUGCACCCAAAACAUUUAUUCCUGCUUUAUUUGGACAUGCUAAUGAUGACAAAUUUAUUCAACCUCACCACUCUGACCGCAUCUUUAAGUCAUAUGUGGGGGAUAAAAAUAUAAUAAAAUUUGAUGGUGAUCACAACUCUUCUCGACCACAGUUUUAUUAUGAUUCAGUAUCCAUUUUCUUCCAUAACAUCCUUCAUCCCCCUCGAGUUUCUUCUGUUCAUGCAAGUAAGCUUGAGAAAUAUUAUGAUUUGGGGGACUUAAAAGUCAGCACUGGUAUGGAUGAGAGUCUGCUAUAUGAGAUAAUUGCUGGUCUUCGAACUGUGGGUACUGAUGUUGCAAGUUCUUCAUCUGCUCCACCUGGCAUUUCAACCACAAAAUCUGUCAGUGAGCUUCUUACUGAUGUUGCCCCCGUUGCAAGUGUAAUUGAUUCGAUGAUCAAUGAAGCUAAUGCACUUGUUGGGGAUGAUCCAUCAGAAAUGCAGGAUAAGCAAAUUGGCCAGAAUGACGAAUGUUGCUCGUAUACAAGCUCAAACAGAGAGAGUUGGGGAAGAUGCUCAUCUUUGGGGAGCGAUGAUGAACAAUCAUCAGAUAACAACCACGAGACAACUGUAAAAGUGCUUGCCACACCUCUUCGAAAAGUUCCACUUAAACCGUCAGACCUGUCACAAGAGGAAAGUAUGAAGAAGACAAAGAAGAAGAAAAAGAUAGCUCUUACAGAUUCAAAGAAGCCAAAACGUGAUAAAUUUGAAAAACUAGAAGCCCUUAGCCAACGUCUUCGUCUUUGCAUUUUGAGGCAAGUUAACCAUAGGAGGCAUCGCUCUUCAUGACUAAUUCUGUACUGUAGGUAGAUAGCUUCUUGCAACAGUACUGUAUGUAGCUGUAACUGUUUCAUUACUUUUGUGCUAUUUUUCAAGUCUUCCAUCAUGUCCUUGUAUCAUUUAUCUCUGUUACACAGUAUGCAAGCAUGGGUUAUGAUCUGAUUUUGAUUUUAGGGCAUUGUUCAGCUGUCAUGUGUUUUCUAAAUUCACAGGUUAAUGAACUCUCUCUCUCUCUCUCUCUC